AUGACCGACACUUAUGGCCCGAAACCUCAAUCUUUCGAUUUGGAGGAUGGUGGGGAGAGGUAUUACAUCGGCGCUGAAGUGGGGAAUUACUUGAAAUUCCACCGUGGCACUCUUUACAAGAAAUACCCUCUUUUAUGGAAACGAGUGGCGACAAUGGAGGAAAGGGAAAGGAUUCGGAACAUCAAUGCAUCACCCGCUUUUUUGAAUACGAAUAUCAUGCUCGUCAAGCAAACGGAAGUUGACGAGAUGCUAUCGGGAAACGAUGAAAAAUAUCGGGUACCCGGUGGUCAAUCUACGCCAAGAACUGAAGGCGGAUUCACCCCGUUGAAGCCGAAUCCACCAAAGGCUGCGCCAACAAGUGGAUGGAUUGGGCAACAGGUGACCACUGGCUCUCAUCAUCUCGAAUCUGUGCCCGCGUCUCAUCCAAGUGCACAUGGAAGGGGAAAAUUCAAAACAAAGGACUCAAUCUAUUCGACAGAAGAUCUAGAACAGGCCCGAAAACUGCUCGACAACGCCGAUAAGCCGGAAGAUUUGAUCCCAAUUCGGCUGGAUAUGGAAAUUGAUGGAAUCAAGCUGAGAGACACGUUCUGCUACAAUCGAAAUGAGCACCUCAUUACACCGGAUAUUGUAGCUGAACAAAUGUGCGAAGAUCUUGACUUGCCCCAAUCUUCCUUUCAACCGGCCAUUGCAGCCGCCAUCUUUCAACAAAUUGAAACAUCUGAAGAGCCAGUACAAAUCGACUCCCAAACAGCUGAUCAACGCGCUGUCCUUAAGCUCAACAUCAACGUUGGAAAUCAGAAUUUGGUCGAUCAAUUUGAAUGGGACAUGAGCGAACAGAGCAAUAAUCCCGAGGAUUUCGCGCGAGUUCUCUGCGCCGAAUUGGGGCUUGGAGGGGAAUUCCGGGCGACCAUCUGUUAUUCGAUUCGUGGUCAAUUGAAUUGGAACCAAAAGACGUUCGCUUUCUCUGAGUCUCCGCUUCCAACUGUUGAUUGUCCGUUCAGAAAUCCAUCGGAUUGCGAGCAAUGGGGUCCAUUCUUGGAAACGUUAACCGAUGCGGAGAUUGAGAAAAAGAUGCGCGAUCAGGACAGAAAUACGAGAAGAAUGAGGCGGCUUGUCGGCAAUUACAAUCCAUUU
Molecule: messenger RNA, 1134 nt
Organism: Mesorhabditis belari
Lineage: Eukaryota; Metazoa; Nematoda; Chromadorea; Rhabditida; Rhabditidae
Source: the annotation of a GenBank genome assembly